Molecule: messenger RNA, 928 nt
Organism: Hipposideros armiger (great roundleaf bat)
Lineage: Eukaryota; Metazoa; Chordata; Mammalia; Chiroptera; Hipposideridae
Gene: PARP15
Product: poly(ADP-ribose) polymerase family member 15
Biological process (GO): negative regulation of gene expression; protein poly-ADP-ribosylation
Cellular component (GO): cytoplasm; nucleus
Molecular function (GO): transcription corepressor activity; NAD+ poly-ADP-ribosyltransferase activity
Source: RefSeq, a predicted model, not a curated record
CAGAGUUGCUAAUGACAUGAUCAAUGCCAUUGUAGACUUCACAUCGAAACAUUCUACCCCAUCAUUAAAAGAAGUUAAAGUUGUCAUCCUUGUAUCUGAGCUGCUAAAUGUAUUUCAUGACACCAUGAAGAAAAGGCAAAUCACCAUGUCACCUCCCUUUCAGCCCGUAUUCUCCAAGCCUGCCCUUAUAGGACUUUACAGACAAUCUAUAAUACUUGGGAAAAGUGCAAGAACUAAGCAACACAAUCUCCUGUCAACUGAUCGUUUUUCUGCGGGACAAAAUCAUGUCCAGGAAACAGGAAUAACAAAUGAACAGGAAGAAGACAGAAGAGAUAAUAUUCCUAAAUACUGGACUGACAUGAAUCAGCAGCAGACCUGUGUAAUCAUGCACCCCGGACAGGCAGAAUACAACACUGUAAAGAACAAGUUUUCGCAGACUUGUCUUUCCUACAGAGUAGAGAAGAUUGAGAGGAUACAGAAUGCAUUUCUAUGGCAGAGCUACCAGAUAAGGAAAAAUCACAUGGACAUCAAGAAUGGCCGUGCAGAUAAUGAGAGAAUCCUCUUCCAUGGGACAGAUGCAAACUCAGUGCCACAUGUCAAUCAUCAUGGCUUUAAUCGCAGUUAUGCUGGGAAGAAUGAUGCAGCAUAUGGAAAAGGAACCUAUUUUGCUGUUGAUGCCAGUUAUUCUGCUAAUGAUAUAUACUCCAGACCAGACAGCAAUGGGAGGAAGCAUGUUUAUGUUGUACGAGUACUUACAGGAGUCUACACACUUGGACGUGCAGGAUUAAUUACCCCUCCAGCAAAGAACCCUCACAAUUCCACAGAUCUGUUUGACUCUGUCACAAAUAAUAUCCAAUGUCCAAUGCUAUUUGUGGUAUUCUUUGAUAAUCAAGCUUACCCAGAAUAUCUCAUAACUUUCAGAUCUUAA